Messenger RNA from Fomitiporia mediterranea MF3/22, 929 nucleotides. RefSeq lists its product as uncharacterized. The coding region runs from base 40 to 819 and encodes 259 amino acids. Gene Ontology annotation, molecular function: protein binding. Lineage: Eukaryota; Fungi; Basidiomycota; Agaricomycetes; Hymenochaetales; Hymenochaetaceae. The record is from RefSeq and is a predicted model, not a curated record. The transcript is spliced from 3 exons.
CUAAGCUGCCUUUGAGCAUCGCCUCUGCCUCUUUCCACCAUGACCGCUGGUUCAUCUGGCACAUCUGACAUCCCGAGCGGUUCAUUCUCUCCUUCGGACAGCGCAGCCGUUAUAUCGCUGCCAUCGCGAUCCGUUUCGCCGGACAGUAUGGAAAUGCAGGAGAACCUCUUUAUGUCGGCGGCUACGAUGUCCAAAGAGGAUGAUGCCGACGACACAUUCCGCUUCCGUUAUGCACAGCCAUCACGCAGUGCAGAAUUCUGGUUUGAAGAUGGCAGCGCCGUCAUCGAGGUCGAGAAUACCUUGUAUAACGUACACAGAUCGAUCCUGAAGCGCCAGUCAAAUUUCUUUCGGGAGAGCCUACCUGGACAAUUCUGCACUUUCAAUACUAUAUCCGGCACAUCGCCUGCUGGAACAUUGCAGCAGCCUCUUGCUCUGGGUGUUACAAAAUUGGACUUCGAGCUUCUGCUGCAGUUAAUUUAUCCAUCGGACUAUUGGUCCCAGCACAGCUUCACUGUGGCACAAUGGCUCCGUAUAGCGAGAGUUGCCACAGUCCUCGAAUUUCCAUCCGUCCGGAAAGCCGCGCUAGAGAAUAUCUUCGAAGACUGUGGUGCUGUCGAGCUGAUCAGUCUUGGAAAGAAGCAUGACGUUCCCGAGUGUAUCUCUUCCGGAUUCCGGAUUCUUUGCCUUGCGGAGGAACCACUCUCGUUGGCAGAUGGAUAUACAAUUGGCAUGGAGCUAGUCAUUCAGAUUGCUCGUGCGAGGGAGCUUCUUGCUAAGGGAUGUAAAUGGUCUGAUAUAGAACUUGAUUUUGUGUUUUGACCACGGGUUUCGAGCUACACCCCGAGUUCUGCAUGUACCUACCUGAUCGCAAAUUUGUACCACAUUAAGGGCACUCUCGUGUAUUAUAUAUAGACUUGUUUCUGCGUCCG